This is a messenger RNA of Penicillium riverlandense, 1056 nucleotides long. RefSeq lists its product as uncharacterized. NCBI's taxonomy places the organism in Eukaryota, Fungi, Ascomycota, Eurotiomycetes, Eurotiales, Aspergillaceae. The record is from RefSeq and is a predicted model, not a curated record. The transcript is spliced from 4 exons. Bases 1 to 1056 code for a protein of 351 amino acids.
AUGGCCAAGUUGCGCAGUGGCAAGGGCGACGCCCCUCCUGCUCCAACUCCAUGUGCUCCAACUCCACCUGUUCAAACUUCAUGCCGUCUGAUGGAGUUCCUCGACCGGGAGGAGCUGGUCGCCACGAGUCGUCUGGACGAGUUCCGGCGCUUCUUUGACCUGCAGGUUCAAUUCUGGGAUGCGUUUCGCCUCUCGCUAAAGGCCUGGGUCUCCUCAUUCUCUAGCUGGGCCAGCAUCCUCAACAUGGAGAGUGAACGUCGAAAGAUUGCCGAAACCUUCCUCGAGGAAAACGGACCCAAGCUCUGGGGCAGUGACGAAACCCGCAAAAAGUACCUGAUGGAAGAAAGUAUCGAGUCCCGCGAUGUGUGCCUGUGGCCGGAGCACAGAGAGGCCAUGACUCGAGGAUUGAUGCUGCUCCUGGAAAAAACCGCCAAGCUUACAAAGGAGAGAAGGUCUGAUUCCUCUCUGUCGACAAUGCCCAACCUGUCGAGUCUGACGUCUCCGCUCACUCCUACGCCUUCCAGACUGACUGAGCACGACAACGUGCUCCUCCAGCCCCAGACACCGGACAAUCGCUCUCCUGCUGGGGCGUUGUCUCUCCGUCCGGCUCUUCCCACCCCUACUCCAGUGAAUACCACUCUGAGUCAGAUCAACGUUGCCAGCAUUGAGAAUGAAGGGGUUUUCAUGGCCGGAACCUCGUGUCUGGUCCGCGAGGAUGGGGUGGCCGACCGACCGAGUGUCUGCGUCGCCUUCCAGCACUUUGUGACGUCGGGGCACUUUUUGGGUGUCAUGGCCGAGAGCUGCGGACUGCCUCCCACUAGUGAUCCUAGCGCCCUCCAGCUUCAGCGGGAAUCUCCCGGGGUGUAUCGUCGUGUGGUGUCGGCUAUGGCCUGGCCCAGGUGGACGACUACCUCGUUCCCCAUCCGAUUGGGAUACGAUGGAGAUAUCCGGGCGCUGGCGAAAAAAGUGCACUAUGCCUGGCAGGCUAAGUCGCGGGGGGAGUUUCACUGCUUCGAGUUUGAGAUUGAGGUUGUGCUGGUGGUGGAGGAGGGUUGA